Dryobates pubescens (Downy woodpecker) is the source of this 1879-nucleotide messenger RNA. It is a transcript of the gene PPME1, whose product is annotated as protein phosphatase methylesterase 1. The record is from RefSeq and is a predicted model, not a curated record. The coding region runs from base 31 to 1194 and encodes 387 amino acids. NCBI's taxonomy places the organism in Eukaryota, Metazoa, Chordata, Aves, Piciformes, Picidae. Gene Ontology annotation, molecular function: protein methylesterase activity. Gene Ontology annotation, biological process: protein demethylation. The transcript has 14 exons.
GCUGGUGCGUCGGAGCUCUUUGUCACCGCCAUGUCGGCCCUGGAGAAGCAGCUGCACCUCGGCCGCCUCCCGCCGCGGCCUCCGUUGCCCGGCGGCGGCGGCCAGUCCGGCUCCAAGAUGCGCAUGGGCCCUGGAAGGAAGAGAGACUUCUCCCCAGUGCCUUGGAGCCAGUACUUUGAAUCCAUGGAGGACGUGGUGGUGGAGAAUGAAACUGGCAAGGAUACUUUUAGAAUUUACAGGAGUGGGCUGGAGGGACCUGUGCUGCUGCUCUUGCAUGGAGGAGGCCACUCUGCUCUCUCCUGGGCUGUCUUCACUUCUGCCAUCAUCAACAGGAUCCAGUGCAGGAUUGUGGCCCUGGACCUGCGAGGCCACGGAGAAACAAAAGUGAGGAACCCUGAAGAUCUCUCUGCAGAGACCAUGGCCAGAGACAUUGGCAACGUGGUGGAAGCUCUGUAUGGGGACCUGCCCCCUCCCAUCAUGCUGAUUGGGCACAGCAUGGGGGGAGCCAUCGCGGUGCACACGGCGGUGGCCAACCUGGUGCCCAGCCUGCUGGGGCUCUGCAUGAUUGACGUCGUGGAAGGCACAGCCAUGGAUGCCCUCAACAGCAUGCAGAACUUCCUGAGGAGUCGUCCCAAGACCUUCAAGUCCCUGGAGAACGCCAUUGAGUGGAGUGUCAAAAGUGGACAAAUAAGAAACCUGGAGUCUGCCAGAGUGUCCAUGGUUGGCCAAGUCAAACAAUGUGAAGGGUCUGCAAGCCCUGAAUGCCCUAAAGCCAUAGUGGAAGGGAUUAUUGAGGAAGAGGAGGAGGAAGAGGAGGAGGAAGGGGGAGGCUGUGUCAACAAAAGGAAGAAAGAAGAUGACACAGAGACCAAGAAGGAGCAUUUGUACACCUGGAGGAUUGAGCUGGCCAAGACAGAGAAGUACUGGGAUGGGUGGUUCAGAGGCUUGUCCAACCUCUUCCUCAGCUGCCCCACUCCAAAGCUUUUGCUUUUAGCAGGUGUGGACAGGCUGGAUAAAGACCUGACAAUUGGACAGAUGCAAGGCAAGUUCCAGAUGCAGGUCCUGCCACAGUGUGGCCAUGCAGUGCAUGAGGAUGCUCCAGACAAGGUUGCUGAAGCUGUUGCCACCUUCCUGAUCCGUCACAGGUUUACAGAACCCCUCGGUGGAUUCCAGUGUGUCUUUCCUGCCUGUUAGGACCUUGGUGUCCCCCAGCACCGAGUCCUGUUGUACAUAAACUGCACCAGAGGCCACUGUGAUGUCCCUCCCCAGCAUCUCCUUCCAUCUCUCCAGCUCAGCAGCACUGAGAAGUUGGUGUCAGACUCAUCCCUUCCCCACCCCCCCCUUGCCCACUUAGAUCUUAGUCCUCCAGAACAUCCAAACUGCUUUAGGGACUUCCUUGUGCUGAAGACCAUGGGGAAAGCUCUUCAGGUCCCUUGGGAGGGAGCUCCUCUCAGCUGCCACCAAGGAAGACCUCCUGAAAUCCCAAGCCCUCCACCUCCAGCACUUCUCAGGCUUUCUGGGCCCCAUCCUUGGCAGCCCAGGCCCAGCAGGGGCACUGCAGGGGAUGGCCAAAGGCUUCAGGAUUCCUCCCUGGAACCACCUCAGUGGACCUCAACUUUGGCUUUUGGUUUGGUUCCCUACACUUCCCCCAAGCAGAGGAGGAGUUGGCUUCGGUGGGAGCUCAGGGCUCACCUCACCAGCUCCAACCUCCUGGAUGAAGCUGUGAGAAGAGCCCAGCAGCUUCUCUGCUCAGAGUUGGCUGAGACCCUGAGUCACAAAGGCAAGGGUGGGAGCCAUGAGCUCCAUCUCCAGAGUCCUGCAGCCUUCUUGAUGCUCCUUUCAAGCUCCCACUGAGGUAGAGCAGCCUGGAGUCGUCCAG